AAGCUACUGCGGCAGCUGACCGGCGGAUACCUGCUCGGAUUGUCUGGUUUGCACUAAUAGUAGCUGUGGGAGGUGGAUGCGGAGGCCGGGGGUCCGCAGCUCUGUGGGAUCACACCUCAGGUAUCCGUUCACUCUGCCAUGCUGGUUACAUCUUGGUAUUUAUACCUCGCAGCUCGGAGCCUCGCCAAACAAUUGAACAUGGCCUCAAUUCUGCAGAAGCUGCUAACUCCGCUGUUCAGCGGCCCUCCUGAGCCCCCCAGGAAUAAAGUGACAGUGGUGGGCGUGGGGCAGGUCGGCAUGGCCUGUGCUAUAAGCAUCCUGCUCAGGGAGCUGGCUGAUGAACUUGCCCUGGUGGACGUGAUGGAGGACAAGCUGAAAGGAGAAAUGAUGGACUUACAGCACGGCAGCCUCUUCCUCAAAACCCACAAAAUAGUCGCAAACAAAGACUACUCCGUGUCAGCGAACUCCCGCAUCGUGGUGGUGACGGCCGGAGUCCGUCAGCAGGAAGGGGAGAGCAGGCUGAACCUCGUCCAGAGAAACGUCAACAUCUUCAAGCACAUUGUCCCUCAGAUUGUACGAUACAGCCCCGACUGCACCAUCAUUGUGGUUUCCAACCCAGUUGAUGUGCUGACCUAUGUCACCUGGAAACUGAGCGGCCUCCCCAAGCACCGCGUCAUCGGCAGCGGCACCAACUUGGACUCGGCGCGCUUUCGCUUCCUGAUGGCCGACAAACUGGGAAUCCAUCCCAGCAGCUUCAACGGAUGGAUCCUGGGCGAGCACGGAGACACCAGUGUGCCCGUGUGGAGCGGAACCAACGUGGCGGGGGUCAACCUGCAGACGUUGAACCCGGACAUCGGCACCGACUGCGACGAGGAGAACUGGACGGAAACGCACAAGAUGGUGGUGGACAGUGCCUACGAGGUGAUCAAACUGAAGGGUUACACCAACUGGGCCAUCGGGCUGAGCGUAGCUGACCUGACAGAAAGCCUCAUCAGGAACAUGAACAGGAUUCAUCCCGUGUCCACCAUGGUGAAGGGCAUGUAUGGGAUCAGUAACGAGGUGUAUCUGAGCCUGCCCUGCGUGCUGAACGCCGGAGGCGUGGCCAGCGUGGUCAACAUGAGCCUGACGGAGGACGAGGUGGCCCGGCUGCAGGCCAGCGCCGGCACGCUGUGGGACAUCCAGAAGGACCUGCAGGACGUCUGAGCGCACAGCAAGGGGCCGUGCGGCCCUUCGCCCCCGACGUACCAUCACAUCUGCGGUCACUAAACGUCACGCGGCGCCACCUUCCAUUCACUGCCCAACGUAGAUCCACGGGAGUUUAUUCCCAUCAAACGUAGCCGUAGCUGUCUGUUUGUGACAUUGGCUCUCUCUCACCGACCAGUGUGCUGGACGGUUUAUCUAAAACGUUACCAUGACAACGUGAACAAGCUAACACACGGAAAGCGCCGACUUUAUUGUUUUUAUCGGCACGUGGGUGCAUUUUGUGAUGCACCGCCCUGCGAUGGAAACGGAACAUGAUGAUGUCAUAAAAUGGACAUUUUUAUCACAGACUUGAACCAGUAAAUUAACUCUUAAUAAAUGUUUUAGUUCACAUGUGUUUAUUAGAUGAGCAUGUUGUUUGUGAGGAAAGACGACUGAACGCAGGUAAAACAUUGUUAUGCAGUUUAGGUGUCCUAGAAUAAAAGCUUUAAUGGUUGCAUAAUAUGAGAGCCUUUCUUGCACAGAUAGUUUUAGAGAUUUUAAGGAUUAAACUGUCACUGCUGGUGACCUUUGAUUGACUCCGUCACCGUUAGUUCAGGCUGCCAUGUCCAAUAAAACUCCCAGACGGUGUGAUGAUGAA
Messenger RNA from Gasterosteus aculeatus aculeatus (three-spined stickleback), 1840 nucleotides. It is a transcript of the gene ldhbb, whose product is annotated as lactate dehydrogenase Bb. The record is from RefSeq and is a predicted model, not a curated record. Gene Ontology annotation, molecular function: L-lactate dehydrogenase (NAD+) activity. NCBI's taxonomy places the organism in Eukaryota, Metazoa, Chordata, Actinopteri, Perciformes, Gasterosteidae. Gene Ontology annotation, biological process: lactate metabolic process; pyruvate metabolic process. Gene Ontology annotation, cellular component: cytoplasm.